Molecule: messenger RNA, 2469 nt
Organism: Tribolium castaneum (red flour beetle)
Lineage: Eukaryota; Metazoa; Arthropoda; Insecta; Coleoptera; Tenebrionidae
Product: nose resistant to fluoxetine protein 6
Exons: 13
Coding region: 260-2395 (711 amino acids)
Molecular function (GO): acyltransferase activity, transferring groups other than amino-acyl groups
Source: RefSeq, a predicted model, not a curated record
GGUCAAUGCGCUACCCUCAAGAUUAGCUAUAUACCUGCGAAAAACGCGAAAAAAUGUGGUAUUAAUAAUCCCUUUCAGGAACAAACAAGUCCAUCUCAACAAGUGCCCAGUGCUAGUUUUUCACCACUUUACGAAGAGCUGGUUAUUCUCAAGGUGACUCUAGCUGAAGUGACCUUCCCGUCUGAAAUUCGUCAGUCUCUAGUCCUUUAUAGCGAAGCGUUGCUGAAGCUUUUCGUCCAUUUGCAAGAAUUAUGUCACAAUGAUCGGAUACAAAGCUCUAGUUUUGUGCGUUUUCUUCAACUUGGCCCGAGCUGUCCAAUUCGGAAGCGUGCCUCUGGAAGAAGUUUUGCACAUUUUGGUACCGACGCUCAAUUCGGACAACCCCCAGUGCCGAAAUGACACGAUUUUUUACGUCGAAGAGUUGAAAAAAUUGAGACUGUGGGCGACGGAAAUGUUUGAUGCUUCGUCCAAAUUCCCCACCGGCCUUUUGUCGGGCUCGACCUACGAUUUUGGAAAUUUUGACGAAUGCGUCGAAGUGAGUGGACCUGUGACCGAGGAAAAAAUACAGGGGAGGUACUGUAUGGCCAAAUUUCACAUCGCACCACCCGAUUUCAAGCAUGAGGAACAAAAAUACGCACGUUUUUUUAACGGAGAUAAUUAUUUUAUUAAUGCCUCCACGUGGGAAAAAAUGAUUGCAUUUUCGAAUAAAAGGUCUCGCAACACUAGGAACGAAUUUUUCUUUUCGUACUGCAUCCCAUCGUCUUGCACUUACGACGAUCUGGAAUCUUCGCUGAAACAAGUCACUGCGAAGUUGAAUUCUUUCAGCGAUUUCAAAGUCACGGCAAGUGUAAAUCCGCGGAAUUGUCAACUUAAACCUGAAUUAAAAUUCUCCGGUGCUGAUAUUGGUUUUACGUGCGUGGUCCUGUUUUUUAUUCUUUUAGCAUGUAUUGCCACGUCCUACGACUGGUUAAUAAAAUUGGACGAUUUAAAAAAAUAUCGACUUGAGGGAAAAAAACAUAAAGUUUUAAUGUCGUUCUCCUUAUGGUCAAACCUGAAAAAACUAAGCCAUGAAACUGAAAAUGACGAUGGGCUUCAGUGCAUCCACGGCCUAAAAGUCAUUUCCAUGUUUUUAAUUAUCAUGGGACACAGAAUCAUGUUCGGGAUUGGGUCACCGCUAAUGAACCCGAGCUUCGUCGAAAACAUGUACGGCCGAAUUGAGGCGACCGCUCUCCUCAACGGCCCUGUGAUAGUCGACACCUUUUUCAACAUUUCCGGAUUUUUGGUUUGUUAUUUAAUGCUAACCCAAUUAGAGAAGCGAAAACGCGGCAUCAACUUUCUCUUUCUCUACCUCCAUCGUUUUAUAAGACUGACCCCUGCCUAUGCUAUGGUCUUGGCUUUUUAUUGCACCCUCUUUGUAAAAAUGGGUUCCGGCCCUUUGUGGCUCGAAAGGGUUCAAGUGGAACAAGAGCGUUGCGUUGCUAGCUGGUGGGCCAAUUUAUUUUAUUUGAAUAAUUACAUCAACAAGGAACACAUUUGUAUGUUUCAGUCGUGGUACAUGACAUGCGAUAUGCACCUGUUCAUGAUCUCACCUUUCAUAAUUUGGUUAUUGAGGAAAAAACCUUUUCUAGGCCUGGUGUCUCUCUUUGUCCUUAUUGUAGCCUCAAUCUCUGUUGUUUUUGCCACCGUAUAUCUCAGCAAAGAGGACGCAAUUCUAAUGCUUUACAUGAAGUUUUUGCGAGAUCCUGUGAUUAAUAACACGUUUAAAAACAUUUACAUCCCGACUCACAUGAGGGCCAGCCCUUACUUUGUCGGAAUGGUUACGGGAUAUAUUAAAUAUGUUAUGAAGUCUCGGGAGUAUAAAAUGCCCAAAUAUAUGGUUUACAUGGGAUGGGUUAUGAGUAUUUUCAUUAUUGAAGUCACUGUUUACUCCGCCUUUAUUUUCUACUUGCCGGAUAAGCCUUACGACCCUAUUAUUUCCGCAAUUUAUUCCGCGAUGCAUCACUUCACCUGGAGCAUUUGCAUCAGUUGGAUUGUCAUUGCGAUUUCGGAGGGAUAUGGAGCUUGGGUUCAGCCAGUCCUUGAAUGGAAACCUAUGAUCCUUCUCAGCAGAAUAACAUACGCGGCGUUCCUUUGCCAUGGAGCCAUCCAGAUUUACUCAGUCGCGAUUCUAAGGCACGCAAAUUAUGCCGGCGUUUUUCAUCUCGUUUUCUACACUGCUGGUGAUAUAACGUUGGCGUACAUUGCCGGCCUACUUUUAAGCAUGUUGUUCGAGUCCCCUAUUCUAGGGCUAGAGAAAAUUAUUUUAGGCAGAGUGAACCCAUCGAGUGACAAGGAGGAAACUUGCAAGGUCUCAAAAGUUGUGACCCCAAAAAUCAAAAUAAUUAAUCAAUUUUAAAUUAAAUAAAUAAGUCUUGGUUGUACAAGAUACUUGUAAGUCUGAUUUUCGUGAUUAAUAAAUUAUUUUAAGCA